GAAAGAAGAGCCGCUGAUAAACGAUGGAUCUAGUUUGUGAAAGCGAGUGAAUUUGAUGAUUACGGAGUAGCCUUUUCUGCUCGGAAGAAAUGUAUUGUUGAAUCUAAACUCAUUUAUUUGAAGUGGUUACAGUCUUAUAGCUAGGUAUACAGCUUAUGAUUUCGUUUACUUAAAUGGCAAGGGCAAAGGAAAAAACUUUAUAAUCCGAAAACAUUGACCUGUUUCGCUUGUUUGUUAUCAGUAAUAAACUAGAUAGAUUGCUGGCCAUCAGUCCUGAUAUCUAGGUGCUGGCUAAUUGAGUACUGUUGCCUUAAAAUUUCGACGGGGUUUGAGUUUUUUGGCGGAUUGUGGGCAGAUGAAUCAAUCUAGAGAAGCACGCGACGUCGACGGAGAGGAGAAGCUUGGAGAAAAAAUAAGUUUCGAAUCAAGGAGAGGAUAGUUGGUGAAAUACUGUUUAUCAUUAAGUGGGAUCCACUGUGUUUCCAGUCGGGAGAUAACGGAGAAAUAUUCAGACGGAUGACAUCGUCGCUUGUUAAGUCUGGCGACAUAUGAUGGGAAACGAGCCGAUCAUAUUGAACGUUUAUGAUAUGUACUGGAUCAAUGAGUUCACCACCUCUUUGGGCAUCGGCGUGUUUCACUCAGGAAUUGAGGUCUACGGCAGAGAGUUUGCCUACGGAGGACACCCAUACCCAUUUUCAGGGAUAUUUGAGAUAAUGCCUGGUGAGGCCACCGAACUCGGUGAAACUUUCAAAUUCAAGGAGGCCAUUGUCCUUGGAAGCACAGACUUCACAGAGGAGGAUGUGGAGCGCAUUGUGGAGGAGAUGGGCAAGGAGUACAGGGGGAACGCAUAUCACCUAAUGCACAAAAACUGCAACCACUUCUCCUCGGCCCUCUCGGAGAUCUUGUGUGGCAGGGAGAUCCCACGGUGGGUGAACCGGCUGGCCAACGUCAGCUCCUGCAUCCCGUUCCUGCAGAGCUGCCUGCCGAAGGAGUGGCUGACCCCCGCUGCUCUCCAGUCCACUGUCACCCAGGAGCUACAGGGUGACCUGGAUGAGGAAGAGGAUGCCGCCACCACAGUCUCCCCUCCCUCCUGCUCCAUGUUGCCACUUCCCAGACGCAGCCACUACCAGCCACAGCAAUAGGUCCGGCCCCUCCUGACUGACUACCCCACAGGAUUGGCCCUUGCUGCUCCACACCAACUGGGGCCACGAACAUCAGCAGUGUCGCAGCUCAUGCUUCCUUGGUGACUUACUGAUAACUGCCAGCUUUGAUAGGCCCCCUCUGUCCACUGCUUGUAGGCCCCAUCCAAAUCUCAGUCAAGUAGUAGUGACAGCAGUGACCUAUGCUCUUCUACAUUCACUAAAUCUGAUGUAUACCAGAAGAAUGAGUUUUGGAGCCAGUGGCUUGGGGAACAACCAGUGAACAUUUCUUUUUUACCGCAAAAAACCGGAACUGAUAUUUGUACCUUUUAUUUCUUUUAUAAUCACAGGAUGCUAUUGGUGACCUGGUUAUAUUCAGCGUUGCGUUCUCUUAAAGAUGUGUUUUUGUUUGUUUAUAUGUUAUCUGUGUGUCAAUUGUUUUUAAUACAGUGGCCACUCUGUAGCCUCUCAGAACUCUUUUUAAAUCUUUUUAGAAGUUGAGCUAUUUUUUUAUAACG
Megalops cyprinoides (Indo-Pacific tarpon) is the source of this 1657-nucleotide messenger RNA. Its product is annotated as deubiquitinase DESI2-like. Gene Ontology annotation, molecular function: deubiquitinase activity. The record is from RefSeq and is a predicted model, not a curated record. Gene Ontology annotation, biological process: protein deubiquitination. Lineage: Eukaryota; Metazoa; Chordata; Actinopteri; Elopiformes; Megalopidae. The transcript has 5 exons. The coding region runs from base 549 to 1142 and encodes 197 amino acids.